AUGGCUGCAAACGAAGGCACAAAUGGGCACACGGAAGUUCCUUCCGACCUUGAAAGGAAAAUUAUCAAACAAAUCGAGGUAAGCUGAAGGUUAUUUUUGUUGUUAUUAAUUUGUUUUUCUGCCAAGAAUCCCAGCGAAUGGUUACUCACCUGAGAAGCAUUUUAAGGCUAAAAGGAAUUCUACCAUAAGUGAAAAGGACGCUAUUUUUGUACUCGUAAGCACAACUACCCAAUCCUUGCCAAGAGCCUUAGUUUCAGCUUUGAAUGUCAGCAUUUUGCCUUUAUGUGUUAACCGCUUAUGCAGAAAAUAGAAUAAGAAUUAGAAUAACUCUGUAGAGUUGCUACGUUUUGACUAUUUGUGGGGCCUAUUGUACAUGUACAUGUAUCGCAUAUAAAUUUUAAGAACUUUGUUAAAAUCAAGGACUUACAGUCACCCAUGGUCAAACUGACUCACGACCGAAUAGGACACUUGUGCAAGUCUGCCUUACAUCCAUCUUAAAUUAUAACAAUGAGUGCAGUGUAGCCAGUUUAAGGCUGCAUUCAUUAAGCGAGUUAGCUCAUGAUUCUCGGUUAGAACCACAGUAGAACUCUUCAGUCACCCUAGCUAGUAAAUCAAUAAAGAGGUUGUUUUCUUUGAACAUUCUGCCAUGUUGUUCGCCGCUGUCUGGUCAUGGGUUGGGAGGUUCCAUUUUUUAUCUGCACCCCCCUAAAGAUGACGGGAAUCUGAACCCGGGUUCUUUUUUUGUCAGCACCUUUGAAAAAUUUGUCUAAAGGGUUGAAAUUUUGUGGGCUUCUUUGAAGGAAAAAUCCGAACCCCCCUGUUCAAAAAAACCAUCAUCCUUAGGGGGAGGCAGAUAAAAAAUGGAAUGUCCCAUUGACCUGGUGAUUUAACACUGUGCCAUUAUUAAUAGUCUAAAAAUACCUACCUGUCUUUAAAGGGACUGUGUCACGGCAGUCCAGUUCAUUUUGUUUAAUUUUGCCAAUUGCUCGCCUGCACAUGGAAUCGCUAUGGAACUUAAUGUAAGAAAAGAAAUUGCAUGUAAAUGACAAAAUCAGAGAUUCGAGACAAACAGAUAUGUCUCAUUAUAUUUGAAGUUGCAAAAAGCAGAGAUCAACUUUGAAAAACUGUUAGGCUGAACAGUUUUCAAAAACCCUAAUUUCGGUCCAUUUCAAUCUUCUUCAGUUUUGCCCAUCCGUGGCAUCUGUUAUGUUAUUUAACCUUCCUUUAAUGUUUGAAGCGGUUAUUUUUAUGUUUCUCUUAAUCUAACGGGCAUUUUGUAAUUACCUAAUUUGUUUGAAUUUGGUGACACAGCUCCUUUAACAAAUCUGAAGAUACUUGAAUAAACUUGAAUCUUCAGCCCAGUGUAGAGCUAAGCCAAAGCUUCCUGCCACUGCUAGAACCCUGCAUGAUCACUGUGUAACGUUGACAACUGUUUGAAAGUAAUACCAAACUAUAGCUUUGGUUUGGAGUGUUGGACCCCAGCCUAACAUGUUAUCAGAUGCUUAAAUUUCCUCAAAUAAGUGAUAACUGGAAACCACCACCAUCCCUGUUCAGGGUAGGGCUGUACCUGAAAUCUUCAUCUUUGCUCUAUAUUGGUGUAGAGACUCGAGCUUAAUUUGUUCAAAUUUAUCACAUCCUUGAUAGAUGAGUUUUAUAUGUAAUCUUGUGUUAUCAUGCAUGUGAAAUUAUUGUUGCAGUUUUAUUUUGGUGAUAAGAAUCUACCCAGGGACAAAUUUCUCCGACAGAAGGUUGAUGAAGAUGAAGGAUGUAUCCUUUCAUGUACCCAUGUCCUUAAAAUCACUUUUCAACUAACAAGAGAAUAUACAGGUUUUAAGCUCUGCAGCACAACACUCACUCAACUGAUAGACUUAAUUAACAUUCUACUUUCAUUUUUCUCAUGAUUGCUUAUGACACAAGGAGAAUUUAUCACUCAAUGAACUGUCAGUUUUUCCAUAUGUCCUUUUUUAUAUCCCAUCUCCUUUCACGCCGUUUUGCUUGUACAGACAGUGUUCUCUUUAUCAGGUGGUAACUGGUAAAAUUUACCCCCUAAAGCAACACUUCUUACCGCCUGCAACUGCUUGAAGGUUUACUAAAAUUAAAUUGUGAUCUGAUCCUAUUUUCACAAGGAAAUGAAAGAAUAUAUGGAAAAGUACCGAAGUAUACACGGCUUUUGUUUUUAUGGGCCACACAUUUUGGAAAGAGAACAUUGAAGACAGAGUAAAAUUAUUGGAAUCAAAGGUUUUUAAUUGUUGUCUAAAGAUAACAAUGGCCGAUUUGCGUAAAGUAGGUGUUAAAAUGAGGGAAUGACAUUUCAGAGAACUUAGCUCCUGAAUUUCCAAGCGAGGGCGGGCCAUGUCCCGCCUCCCCCCCAACCAGGAAAGUGCACCUUUGGUGUAUAUUUUUGCCUUACCGGCCAUGAAUGGUCCCUUUCCUGCUGAUCUAAACUUUAGGGAGAACACAGUCUAUGCAGGUAUCUUAGUGAGCUAGCAAAAUAAAAAAGGACAUAAAAUGUACUCACUCUCUCUCAAAUAUCUCAAGAAGAAUAGUAUACAAAAUACAAUUACAGUAUUAUUUAUUCUCACUGUAAUCUUUAGUUUUCUUGACAAGACUUGCUAUAAAUCACAGGGGUAACACUGGAGUGCCUAACAACUUUCAACAGACUUAAGGUAACAGGCUCAUAUUUGCUUUAUCUUGCCCCAUUCUUUCUGUAACAAGAAGAUACCAGAAGGCAUUUACAGUGUAUGCGGGAAAUGUUGGUGUAUGUAAGGGGUAUUUUGACUGGAGUUGGACAUUUAAGUACAUGGGUUGGUACUGACAAUGGUGAUAGGAGAGGAGUUCUUCAGAGUGAAAGCAGAUAUAAACAACUAGCUAGCCCACUUGUUAAAAAGGUGGAUAAAUCUCUUUAGUAUAUACUAAAACAGUGGAAAGUAUUUUUUGGGCACUCUGAUUGGCUACUCAAUCAGUGAAUAUCCUGCACUAUUCACUGAUUCACCUCCAGUUCCUCCAAGGGAGCGACGCCAAACUCGCGUAGGUUGUGAGCAAAAUGCUUUCCCAGUUUGCUGCCGUAACAAACUAAGAAAUUUCACAACUAAUCAAGCAAGCUAUUUCCGAAAUACAUGAAGAAGGUGUCGAAGUUCGGUUUGGACGUUUUAGCAGGUAAAGCUUUGUCUUUUUGACUCAAAUAGUUAUCGAUAAAACCGGUGAAAAAGUUUUUUGUUUACAAAUGCAAAUUAAGCUUAAGUCUUGCGUUUCUUUAUUUAGUUGACUUGUUCAUAAAUAAGCUUAAAACUAAAGUUAAUAAUCUUUUUUACAGAAUUAUUUUAAAUACAAACAGAAUUCAGAACUCCUUUUGAAGAAACUUCCCCGCAAGAGCUAAACAAACGCCUUUAAAAGUUUUAUUUGUCACCAAGAAAAAGCAACGACCACUGCCGUUCGGUCAUUGCGUGCCAAAAUUGUAAUCGUUUGCAAUAGUAAAUGAGUUAAAAAUCAUCAUUUUGUGCUCAAUUAUCUCACUGUUUUAGUAUAUACUAAAACAAUUAUUCACCUCAGUGUCAGUGGCUAGUAGUGGUUAUUUACCUCGCUGCUUCUCCGCCUCGGUAAGUAUCCAAUACUAGCCACCUCCACUUCGGUGAAUAAUUGUUAUUUAUUAUAUAAACACCAAUGAAAUACCAAGUGAGCUUUUGCACGAAAACUUGAUAUCUUCACAUGUGAAAAUAACAUGUUAUCUUCACACAUGAAAAUAUCACUGUUGCUAUGGCUACAUAAUAAAUAGCACCUUUCACACCAAAAAACUAUUUAAGUAAAAUGGUUUGGUAUUUCAUUGGUGUUUAUAUAAUAAAUAGAAUAUUACAUGGUCGCUUGGAGAUACGAAAUUUCUCUUCCCGUGUUGAAAGAAAUAUUUCACUCGUUCGCUGCCCUCACUCGAGAAAUAUUUUUCAACACUCGAAGAGAAAUUUCGUAUCUUCGCACGGCCAUGUAAUAUCCUCUAUAUCUAGUGGAUGGGGCAAUGGUUUUUCACUAUCCAGCUUUUAUGCUGGAUAGUGAUCAAACCAGUGGAUGGUGCUUGCCCACGUUUGGUCUAGAGACUGACAGAACUGUUAUUGUUAGGCUCUAUCAACAGAUACAGAUGCUAUAGCCAAAGCUCUCAGAAAAUCAGAAGCUGGCCUGCUUGAGGUACGUUACAAAUGUAUGUUUAAAUACCGGUACAUUGUUGCUCUUGAAUUUAGUUUCAGUAAGAUGUACCUGUAUCAGUGUUAUUUGUACAUGUGAAUUAAGACUUGUUGUAUAUUUAUAAAGGCUGUGUUUGCUUCCAGAAAUAUUAAAUUGUAAGAAGCAAAAAAUCUUUGAACCUAGAACACUUAGUACAUAGUAAUAAUGUUAAUCUCUGGCCACCCCUGGUGUAUGACAAAGUGGUUGCUUAUGGGAGGUGGUUGUCGAAAGGAAAAAUCAACAAAAUGUACAGUUGUUUUUUAAGCUCAAACUAAAAUGAUAUAAGAGAGAGUUUUUGAGUGACAGUAUUUAACUGAGAAAAAAAGCAGUUAUUUACAACAUGGUUGCUUAUUGGAGUUGGUCACUUAUGAGAAGUGGUUGCUGUGAGAGAGUUGAGGUUGCAGAAGUAGUUUUUUUCAAAAAGUAAGGUUUAGCAAAAGUAUUAGUUGCGUAGAAAUAAACUGACCAGGUACUGCUAGACCUCAAUUCUGUCAAUUUAUUAACAGUACAGAAAGUAGCAGCACUGUAAAAUGUUAUUUUUAUUUUUUUAGGUCAGUGAAGAUAAUAAGAAAGUAAGAAGAGUUACAGCAAAACCUCUUCCCGAGGAAACUGCAGAAGCAAGACAUGAUGCCAAAACCAAAACAGUUUACUGUGUAAGUUGUGUAAAGCAUGCUGUUCAAUUAUACAGUGUAAUUGGGGUAACAUUAAAACCAUAUAACAGCAAAAUUGUUUCUCAGUUUCAAAACGCUAGCCAAAUAUGCCAAGGGGGGGUGUUUUAUCUUUUAUUAGAAGAUCAUCUAUGCACCCCUUCAUAUACUUCUAUACAGCGGGCUGCACUGCUUCCUACUUUUAUAUACAAUGCAACACUAAAAUUAAUGUUGUCCCAAUGAUGGCUCUUGAACUGCAUAUAUAUUACACGUAUCAAAGAGUAGGGGUAAUUUUCCCAAUCCCUUCAUUUUGGCAUCUAGAGAGGGUUGUCUAAAUUUUAAAUGCUGUACAAACUAUCAUCAGUGCAUAGUUUACACAACAUGUACAUGUAACCUUCACUUAGCAGGAUUUAAAGUAGUUAAUGAAUAGCCAUUUGAUUCUUUUUUAAUCUUUAUUGUUAGUUUGGUGUAAUUUCCUUGCAGAAAGGUUUCCCUGCAGAAACAACUAUUGAUCAACUGGAAGAAUUCUUUUCAGAUAAAGGAAAGGUAAAGUACAACCCCCCCAUGUUUUAUUCUUAAAUAAGGGUUGAUUUCAAGUGUCGCAUUACAUUCGGAAAUAAAAUAGAGGCAAUAUAUAAAAGGUCACUUGUAAGCGUAACAGUUGAAACUCGCUCAACUUCUCUUUUAAGGUCAGCACUUUUUAUCUUGCCUCUAUUUUAUUAACGUGAUUAAAAUUUACAUGCGAUAACUUGCAAAGCCAAAAACACGCCAGUGGAAAUCAACCUUUAGCCUGACUUGUCCUCCGUCAGUUUAGUCCUAGCGUCAAUUUUGGUACAUGAAAUUGUACAUUGUUGUCAGUAUGCUUAUAACCAGCCAGUGGAUCCUGUGUUGAAGCCCGUUAAACACUACUUUUUGCCAUGAUUUACCUGUGUUUCUUUUUUUUUAACUGUUCAAAGGCCGUGCUGAUCAAAAUGAGGCCAUUUAUUUAAAGGAUCUGCGUUUGUUGAAUUCUCCACUGUCGAUGAGGCAAAGGCAUUUGUGGCAACAGAAGCACUUAAAUACAAUGAACAGGAGCUCAUUAAAAUGAUGAAGUAAGUAUUCUUCAUUAAUAAAGAAGAGUUGUCCCUAAAAUGGCUUCUCUCGUGACAGUAAACUGUAUGUUUGUGUAAAGUUUCAGUCGUUGGCAGAUACUAUUGAUUGGGGGAGUAGGGUGUUUGAGGGGCUGGGAUACCCCUAUGCUACUAAUACAUGUAAAUCCAUCACACUGGAGUAUUAACUGAAGUACACUUUACUUGACUUUGAAACUGACAAGAAAAAAUAUUGCCUGAGAGUUGCAUUCAGUUUUCACCUUGCAGCUUAGUAACAAAACUUGCGAUGAUUCCUCAUUACCUUUAACCUGUAAACAAGCUCGCUAAUUUUGGUGAGAGAAUGCACUUGCGUCUCCUUUCGCAUGUGGUUCUCGCAUGAAUUCUCACAACUCCCCCAAAUGGAGAGCUUGCUUGCAGGCUACAUUGGCUUUCAACUGCGGUUCUUGUUGAAACUGAUGGAACCUGGGGUUCAUUCAUUUUAUCACACAACAUAUAGAAAAGCUACAACUUUUUUGAGUGUUUAUCAUGAAAACAAGGGUCUGUAUAAAAAAAAUGCAUGUAAUGUUUGAAAACUUGUAUGACUUUUAACAGUGUGCACAAGUUAUCCCCCUAUGAUAAUAAUGUCAUUAACUGUCACAGUCUGUUAGUGGACAGGGGAUUCAAACCUCCUGCCUCUUGUAACCUGCAUUCCCUGCACCCAUCCUUUUUACUGGAUUCCUCCCUUGAGCUAUCUUUCGAUUGCAAAAUAUUAAGCAUUGUUGUGUAAUUUCCUUUAUUCAUUUCCUGCCCUCUUAUAACGCCCACUUCUCACUCUUUCCUCUCCCACCCAUCCCCUGUUAUCCGCAGCUCCUAUUCCCCUGUCUAACCCCACUGUUCAGUUACUAGUGAGUUUAACCAAGGACGUGUGUGAACAAUGCACAUCAACCGGAAGUGGACUUCUUGCAUUCUAAGGCAAUGAUGCGCUUGCCCAAAUUUUCGGGCAAAUUGUCUCUACAAGAGUAAAUACACUUAGCAAUACAAAUCUGGUAGUGUCAAGGGAUAUUAAAAGCGACAAGGGCUCACUUCUGGUUGAGGUGUAUGGUUUAAAAACGCUUUUGCCUCACCUUCCUACUGACAGAGCAAGGCCUUUGACAAUUCGUUUGCAUCGACCAAUUAUUUAAGUUAAGGUUUGAAAGUGAUUUCGAUUAUUGGUGAAUUUUAAAGGGAUUAAUAUUACCUUAUCAUAGGGCUGACUACUUUAAAAAGAAGGAGGAAGAAUUCAAAUUGAAAAAGGAGAAACAAGAGUAAGUCUUUUUUUAAAACAAAAAUAAAUUAUAUUAUUGCAUUUAUUAACUCAAAUACUCAAGUGAUCCAUAUUCAAACUACUUUAACGUAUAAAAAUAUCAGCCUGUGGUUCUUACUUUUGAAUGAAACAUCCCUACAAUUCUGGACAGAAGGUCAGAGUUCCAGUCAAGGAUUACAUUGUAUGUAUACGUUUUGAGCUAGCGAUUUCAUCACCAUCUCUAUUCCAUCCUUGACCUCGUUCGGUACAACUGAGAAUUUUUGGUAAGUCAGAUAAGCUAGCCUCCCCAAAGACCGAAACGAACCCCAAAGGACGGCGUCCUUUGGGGGGACUUUGACGUCUGCGGGGGGGCUACAGAUAAGCAUCUCUUGAUUCCUCAAUUUAUUGUGAUCCUUGCACUUUUACUACUGAGGGUGCCGUCGAUUGACAUUAUUCUGGAAAACGAAUACUUAAAAAAAAAAGAAAAGAAAAAAGUCUCUUCUAUGUGAUUUUAACGCGACAUGCUUCUUAAUAUUUUUAUUUCAAGUAGGUUUAUAGAUACUGCAGUGCAAUGAGUGCCAAAAAUUAAGUGAUUCCAAGAUUUUAUCCCAUUUAUUUUUAUACCGGAAUGCAGUCAAUCGAACGCGCCCUGAAAAGCUAAACCUGCAAAUUUGUUUUCAACAGAGCUUUUUUCGGAUCAAUAGCCGUAACUGCUCACCAUCUACAAUCCCGGUCAUGAUAUUUGAAACGCUUGCUGAUGUUUGGCCUCCUUCCCUUUCAAUGUUGAUUUUCAGGAGGUACAUUGGUAUGGACCUGAGUGGUUACCCAAGCGACAGCAGUGGCCACCAGACAUUGAGACGAAGACCACCCCAGAGAGCCAAGAAGAAGCAAAAGUUAUCCAGGAAGUCCUUGGAGUGGCCCAAGGUCAAACAGACAUGCUUGACACCUUGCCAGCCAAGUCUACCCUCUGGCGAACACUCAGGGUUUUCGCUUGGAAGGGACGGUUUAUACACAAUGCACGAAGUGCCAAGUCGGACAGAAACAAAGGCCUGCUUACCACAGAAGAAAUUAACAGGCAGAGACUCCUUUGGCUAAAUAAGGUCCAGGAAAACUUCAAGGGAGACGAACGGUUCGAAGAACAUCGGUUGCAGCUUAACCUUCAAGAAAACGAAAGUGGGUUGGAGUGUACAGGGAGGAUUCAAGGUGUGUACCCCAUUUACGUACCAGACUCGCACCAAUUUGCACUCAAGCUUGCUGAAGAAGAGCACAAAACCACAUUGCAUGGGGGAGUAGGCCUGACUAUGGCGAAGAUUCGUGAGCAGUAUUGGAUCCCAAGGCUGCGACGCCUUGCAAAAAAAGUGAUCAAGUCCUGCAACGGUCGUAAGCGGUUUCAUUUCACCGUAUUUACCAGUCCAGCACCUGGACAGCUUCCAAGGCACCGUACAGAAGGCCAAAACGCAUUCCAAGUGAUAGAAGUAGAUCAGUCGAGAAACAACUAGCGAUUGGUACGCUACCACGAGAGGUUGUCCCCAGCGAUCGGCCUUCGGGCCUCUUCUCUGGAACGUCUUUUAAAACGACCUACACCUCUCCACCGAUGAAAAUAGGUUAUUCGUGUACGCGGAUGACCACCAACUGUUUUCAGUGGCGAAAAACAUUUUAACUGAUGAAGGAAACAACAUCUCUGAGUGGUAUAAUAACAAUCUUUUACAAGGAAAUUUUUCUAAGUAUCAAGUGAUGCGUCUGGGGCCGAGGAAUUGGCACAAGGAUUUACACAUCGUGAUUAACGACACUGUAAUUAAUCAAAAACCAGAGAUAACGUUCUUAGGGGUUACCCUAGACGAUCAACUAUCAUUUUCGAGUCAUGUAAGCAAUGUUUGUAGAAAAGCCUCCUCUCAAACUGGCGUUCUUUUACGAUUACGUAGCCUCAUUCCUACAUCUGCUAAAUUGCAUAUCGUUAAAUUCGCUGUGUUACCCCAUCUUACGUACUGUCAGACUGUCUGGCAUUUUUGUCGUUCUUCUGAUGCCAGAAAACUAGAACUAAUUCAAGAACGAGCACUACGCGCUGUGUACUGUGACAACAAAUCGACGUACGAGGAACUCAUGCAUAGAGCGAAUGUACCAACACUUCAUACGCGGCGACUACAAGCCAUUGACUUAUUUGUCGUUACGAAUUCUCAGUAUCAUCUUCGAAAUCAUAAUUUUGUCAUUCCUAGAUUUCGGACUGUUGCUUAUGGUAAACACAGCCUGACCUACCUAGGCCCUGUCAUUUGGUCCAAACUCAGUAUAUCUAUUCGAUCGUCUGAAUCUUUGGACAUUUUGAAAAAGCGUAUUAAACUGGUUAAGCCUGCUUGACAACACUUGUAAAGACUGUUUUUUAUGUAACAACUAAUGACUGAUUUUACGUGUGGAUAUACAUUUCAUAUUUUGUUGAUUAUUAUAUUAUUUUUAUUGACAAUCAGAUAAGUAAUUGUAGUUAGGUGUCCCCAAUUAGUGUACUUUGUAUGCUAGCGACUUUGACACUAUAAUAAAGUUCUUACUUUACUUUGCUGGUCCCAUGAAGUAUCGUAAGAAGAAAGGACAAGAAGGAAUGGCGUACCUGGUGCUAUCCGCGUGCAGCCUGACGAGGG
Messenger RNA from Porites lobata, 9832 nucleotides. NCBI's taxonomy places the organism in Eukaryota, Metazoa, Cnidaria, Anthozoa, Scleractinia, Poritidae. The record is from the annotation of a GenBank genome assembly.